Cydia fagiglandana is the source of this 1214-nucleotide messenger RNA. Its product is annotated as arrestin domain-containing protein 2-like. Bases 130 to 1188 code for a protein of 352 amino acids. The transcript has a single exon. Gene Ontology annotation, biological process: protein transport. The record is from RefSeq and is a predicted model, not a curated record. Gene Ontology annotation, cellular component: cytoplasm. Lineage: Eukaryota; Metazoa; Arthropoda; Insecta; Lepidoptera; Tortricidae.
UUUGUUUUGGAACUUUUGAACCUAAACAGAUACUUGUCAUAUUGCACCAUUAAAAUAUCGCGUUUCAGUACCCUGUCAAACAACAUUAAAUUAUUAAAAUUACAUGUGUGAAUUGUAUUAAAAACGAACAUGGGUGUCUCGUGUCGGAUAUAUAUACGGAAACCUCGGGAAGGUAUCCACCGGGCCGGUCAACCUAUCAACGGGAUACUUAGCUACGCAAUCGACGAACCAACCGAGUACCAGACGGCUGUUCUAUCCCUUAUCGGCACGGCGAAAUGCAAAUGGACAGAACACGACGGUAACCAUUCACACACCUACACCGGCAAAGAAGUGUUUUUGUCAAUGCAUGUGAAUAUUCUUAAUAAACCGUCCGAUGAAACAAUGACGUUGCCAGUUGGCGCGUAUGAAUUUCGAUUCGAGUUUAUCAUGCCUUAUGAUAUACCAUCCAGCUUUGAAGAUAAACACAGUAAUAUCACCUACCAGGUAAAGGCGAAAUUUGAGAAGGCAAGCUUUUUUAGUUUUACAAGGAGGUUUGAGAAACAAAUCACCGUAUAUGGAAAUGUUAACCCCACCAAUACUGUAGAAUCACUUACUUAUGGGCUCCAAAAGAAACUGUUUAGAUUAUUUUCUUCUACUGAACAUAUUGUGGAUUUGAAAGUGCGGAUUUCAAAGUCCUUUCUAACACCUGGUGAGAACGCUACUUUAGACUUGUAUGUGACUAAUGACAGUGAUACAGGAAUAACCUACCUUACAACUGAACUUUGCAGCAGGACAACAUACUUAGCAGAAGGGAUGUUCAGUAAUAAAACAAAAGUUGUGGAUAAUACAAUUGGUGGGUGUACAUGCACCACCCCACCGGUCUUAGCAUACAAAACUGUAAACUUUGCAUGUGUAGUUCCAACACCACCAGAUUUAUAUUCAAUACAGCAUUGUAAAAUAAUAAGCAAAGAAUUCUAUAUCCGAGUAACUAUUCAUUUACCGUUUCCACAUAGAAACGCAACAACUGUUAUACCCGUAGUUAUUGGAGAGGGUCAUUAUGGAGAUUGUUCUGGGAUUGUAGAACUAGAAGACAAUUUUGAAACUGGCCUAGAAGCAAGCAUUAGUGAUCCACCACCAUCCUAUUGGGAAGUGAUGAAUGAAGAUAAGAGUCAGGAUGAAAUUGGAUCACCAAGUAAAGAAAAAGAAUAAAAUUAAAAAUAGGACAGAAGAAGCAG